AUGCUUGGCCCACCAUCGACUCCGCCCUUGAAGAGGCGCGCGAGACGCUUGCGGAGGGGAAAGAUAAGCCGUGUGGCGGUGGACGAAAUGGGUGAGGUGAUCGGUUUUAUCGGCGGUCAGCCCGAAUACGACGGUCGGGUCUGGGAGAUUCACCCUCUGGUCGUUCGACCCGAUCUGCAGGGCCGAGGCAUAGGGCGUGCUCUCGUGACCGACUUCGAGGACCUCGUACGGCAGCGAGGUGGCAUCACCAUCAGGCUAGGGACCGACGACACCGAGGCCAUGACCACCCUGUCGGGAGUCGACCUCUAUCCCAACGUAUGGGAGCACGUGGCGCGAAUACGGAACCUGCGCGGCCACCCCUACGAGUUCUACAAUUAA
This is a messenger RNA of Geodia barretti, 378 nucleotides long. Lineage: Eukaryota; Metazoa; Porifera; Demospongiae; Tetractinellida; Geodiidae. The record is from the annotation of a GenBank genome assembly.